This is a messenger RNA of Spirodela intermedia, 1509 nucleotides long. The record is from the annotation of a GenBank genome assembly. Lineage: Eukaryota; Viridiplantae; Streptophyta; Magnoliopsida; Alismatales; Araceae.
AUGGCGGAGAUCUCUCUCCUCUCCCCUUACAAAUUGGGGAAAUUCGAUCUCUCUCACAGGUCGGUUUGGAGUUCUAUCCGGAUUUCUUUUCUCAUCUUCCCUUCGAUGGCCGGGAAGGAAAUCUCGUGGGGUCACACUGCUUGAUCCUGCUGAAACUGGCUUCCUCCGGCAGGGUUGUGCUUGCGCCGAUGACGAGGCAGAGGUCUUACGGCAACGUCCCCCAGCCCCACGCCGCACUGUACUACUCUCAGAGAACCACCAACGGUGGCCUUCUUAUUACCGAGGCUACUGGUGUUUCAGACACGGCUCAGGGGUAACCCGAACCUAGCCCCUCUCUCUGUCUCUCUCUAUUCAUCUAUCUAUCAAUCAAUCUAUCCGUCUACAUACCUAUCUAGAUAGCUAGCUAGCUAGCUAGCUCUAUCUCUGAUGGAAGAGAUGUAUCGUCUCUCUGGUUUGAAGGUACAAAGACACCCCGGGAAUUUGGACCCAAGAACAUGUGGAAGCGUGGAAGCCGAUUGUGGAGGCCGUUCAUGAGAAAGGGGGACUCUUCUUCUGCCAGAUUUGGCACGUCGGAAGGGUUUCCAACUACGGUAGGUUUAGUUUCCUCCUCCCCCGACGUGAUCGUUUCCUCUCGGAGACACCAACGGAAUCGAGGGUCAACUCUCUGGCAGGUUUCCAACCCAACGGACAGGCCCCCAUCUCCUGCACCGACAAGCCGGUGGUGGUCGAGGAGACAGGGCCGGAUGUGUUCCCCAUGGAUUUCUCCCCACCGCGGCGGCUCAAGGUGGAGGAGAUCCCCAGCAUAGUCAACGACUUCAGGCUCGCCGCCAGGAACGCCAUCGAAGCCGGUGAGCCGCCGCUGUCAUCUCCUCGCGGAUCUGAUCUGAACGCCGCCAUGACAAUCUUCCCCGAGCAGGUUUCGACGGCGUGGAGAUCCACGGCGCCAACGGUUAUCUCAUCGAGCAGUUCUUGAUGGACCACGUCAACGACCGGACGGACGAGUACGGCGGCAGCCUGGAGAACCGCAGCCGAUUCGCGCUGGAGAUUGUCGACGCCGUCGUCGGUGAGAUCGGCGCCGACCGGGUGGGCUUCCGUCUCUCCCCCUUCUCCGACUACGUUGACUCCUGGGACUCGAACCCGGUGGCCCUCGGUGUCCACGUGGCGCAGGCCCUCAGCAAUCGCGGCAUCCUCUACUUCCAUGUCAUCGAGCCGAGGAUGGUUCGUGUCGACGGGAAGCUCCAGAUCCCCUACGGGCUUCGCCCAAUAAGGGAGGCCUUCAAGGGGGCCUUCAUCGUCUCCGGCGGAUACAACCAGGAAUCCGGCAACAAGGUGGUGGCGGAAGGAUACACCGAUCUGGUGGCCUACGGACGGAUUUUCUUGGCCAAUCCGGAUCUCCCCGGAAGAUUCAAGGUGGGAGCCCCCCUGAACAAGUAUGACAGGACCACCUUCUUCACCUCCGACCCCAUCGUCGGCUACACAGAUUACCCCAUUCUUGAACCAGCAGCUUAG